Rhinichthys klamathensis goyatoka is the source of this 2920-nucleotide messenger RNA. It is a transcript of the gene pcdh20, whose product is annotated as protocadherin-20. The transcript has 2 exons. Gene Ontology annotation, cellular component: plasma membrane. The coding region runs from base 130 to 2778 and encodes 882 amino acids. Gene Ontology annotation, molecular function: calcium ion binding. Gene Ontology annotation, biological process: homophilic cell-cell adhesion. Lineage: Eukaryota; Metazoa; Chordata; Actinopteri; Cypriniformes; Leuciscidae. The record is from RefSeq and is a predicted model, not a curated record.
UCAGUCGCGCGUCAGUCGCGCAUCGGGCAGCGAGCGAGGAAUCAGCCGCUCACAGGCGCUCAUAAUGCGGCUGUUACUGUGAACUCAUCCCGCUCCCGUUCCCUGUGACGCCAACACUGAACGGGAAACAUGUGGAACACUAACAGAGGAACAUGCCUUCGCAGCAAAGCAGAGUUAUGGGGUUUGUUCAUUCUCCUCUUGUACACCGGUCCUCUCUCCUGCUCUUCAAAUUUCAGUCACCUCAUCUAUAAGAUAAAAGAAGGAUUAUCUAAAGGGACACUCAUAGGGUCUAUCGCUGCGGACUUAAACUUGGGUCUUUCCAGUGAUCCCUCUCGCUCCUUCAAUCUGGAGCUGAAGACGAACAGCCAGCAGUACGUGACUCUGAACAACACGACUGGGGAUCUUUUCACGUCAGCCGUGGAGAUCGACAGAGAGACUCUGUGCGCCGAGUCCCACGAGGGCCAAGGCUGCGCAAUCUUCCUCGACGUGCUAAUCCUUCCUCAGCAAUACUUUCAGCUGGUUAAGAUUAAAAUCAUAAUCGAGGAUGUCAACGACAACCGUCCGCAUUUCCCCGUUGACGAAAUCAGGGUUUCCGUGCCGGAAAACGCUCCUGUUAACGCCAGGUUCGCAGUUGAGCAAUCAGCAGUGGAUCCUGACAUCGGGAUUCACAGUGUUCAAACGUACUGGCUUGUUAACGACUAUGGGUUUUUCACAUUAGACGUAGAGGAGAACGAAGGCGGAGAGCUGACGCCGUUCCUCAUAAUAACCGAGAAUCUUGAUAGAGAAACACAAGCGGAGUACGUGACUGAUAUUAUCGCUGAGGACGGAGGAACUCCACCACUUCUCGGCACUGCCACUCUGAGGAUUAUCAUUACUGACGUCAACGAUAAUUGCCCUAAGUUUACAGAGUCGCAAGUGAACGUUACGCUUUAUGGAAACGCCACUAAAGGCACGCAAUUGGCUCGUCUACAAGCCUACGACCCAGACGAGGGGGAAAACGCCGUAAUCACGUAUUCCUUCAGCGAACGGGUCACCCAAGAAAGCAGAAACCUGUUUCAUUUGGAUACAAUCACUGGGGUUCUUAAACUAGCAGGGAAGAUAGACAACAACACCGGAAAGCUCUACAAACUAAUCGUACUGGCUAAUGGGCCGACAUGUAUUCCAGAAGUUGCAACGGUUACCGUUCAUGUUAUCCGACAGCUUUCCGGACCUCCGGCUGUUGUGCCACGUUACAUCGCGUCCGAGAAAGACGGUGUUGUCAGUCUAAGUGAAUCGGAGCCACCGUUUUCACCAAUUGCUUUUUUCACCAUCAAAAACACAGAGCCACAACCGAAGAUAGAGUGUUUUCUAGAAACUACAGGUCCAUUUCGGCUUGUACCUUAUGAGCGCUUUAAAAACGAGUACCUGCUUGAGACCACCGAACUAUUGGAUUACGAGCAGCAACAGGAUUAUGAAAUGGUCAUUGUGGUUCGUAAUGCUCACGGAUUAGUUGUUAAUACCGUGGUUAAGGUCCACGUGUUGGACGUUAACGACAACGCUCCGGUUUUCAAGCAAUCCUUCUUUGAGAUCACAGUGGAGGAGAACAACCCACCGAACACGUUCCUCGUUCAGCUUCAGGCGACCGACGCGGACAGUGAAAGCAGAGGUCAGGUUUAUUAUCUACUCGGUGCCGACGCUCCCACCAUUUUUGGCUUGGAUAGGUCAACCGGGGUUUUGUCGGUGUCCACUUCUCUUGACCGCGAGGAAAAGGAGACGUACCGAUUCAUGGUGCGAGCCGUCGACCGCGGGACGCCGAGAAAGGAGUCAAUCGCCACUGUGAUUAUAACCGUACGGGAUCGCAAUGACAACAGCCCUCGGUUUAUCAACAAGGACUUUACUUUUUUCGUGCCGGAGAACUUUCCAGGAUUCGGGGAGAUUGGCGUGCUUACGGUUACGGAUGCGGAUGCAGGGGAAAACGGCUGGGUGGCGCUGUCAAUCCUAAACGGGAGUGAUAUCUUCGUGAUUGACACCGGACGAGGUGCGUUACGCGCCAAAACCCCUUUGGAUCGGGAACAGCAGGGAACGUACUAUGUGUGGAUCGAGGCUAUCGAUGGAGGCGAACCGGCUCUUUCUUGCAUCACAAUGGUGACCGUUCUCCUCCUAGAUGUGAACGAUAACCCUCCCACUGUUCUUUUCCCUCAGUCCAACGAAUCGUUCAUGCUGGUGCUUCCCAACACGCUUCCAGGAACGUCGAUUACGGAGGUCUAUGCGGUGGACCGGGACACGGGAAUGAACGCUGUUAUUGCUUACAGCAUCAUCAAGAGAACUGACGGAGAACCGGGAUCGUUUGAUAUCGACCCGUACACGGGAAACAUCACCUUGAGGAAAGCCUUGAACAAUCGAGGUCUUUACAGUUUGUGGGUCAAAGUGAGGGAUCACGGUCAACCAGAACUGUACUCUACUGUACUGGUCAACCUGUUUGUGAAUGAAACGGUUAGCAAUGAGACGCUCAUUCAAAGCUUGUUGCCCAGAGGGGCAGAUAUCAAUCAUGGUGAGGAUCCUCCGAUUAAGGAAGGGAGGGAAGGAGAACGAGUGCCAAAUCAGUGUGGCGAGUUGAGGAUGGUAUUGCUUGCGCUUACGGUGACUUGCCUCGGACUGUUUCUGACCGUCGUGUCAUUGGUGACGUUUAUCUGCUGCAAGAAAAGAAAGCCGAAAAAGAAGAGGUUAGACAUUGAGAUUCCUUUAAAACUCAACCAUGAAAUGGUGGACAAGAACCCAAUGGAGAUUUCAAACAUAUGACACUUGCCUGCUCAGCAAAAGACUGCCCAAACUAUUCUGUUUACAAUGUGUUUUGUGCAUCUCUUAAGUGAAGAUAUAUUGUAUAUAUUGUGCAUACAGUAUGUUUUAUAACUAUGAUGAAAUAUAUAUAUAUAUAUAUAUA